Molecule: messenger RNA, 3247 nt
Organism: Lytechinus variegatus (green sea urchin)
Lineage: Eukaryota; Metazoa; Echinodermata; Echinoidea; Temnopleuroida; Toxopneustidae
Product: gamma-tubulin complex component 2-like
Exons: 19
Coding region: 90-2765 (891 amino acids)
Biological process (GO): mitotic cell cycle; spindle assembly; microtubule nucleation
Cellular component (GO): centrosome; spindle pole; equatorial microtubule organizing center
Molecular function (GO): microtubule minus-end binding; gamma-tubulin binding
Source: RefSeq, a predicted model, not a curated record
AACGAGGAUACUCUUCUAAUUUGAUGUUUCGCCGCGAAUACUUUCAUCUCAUUUCCAGAUGAUUAAAUUUAGACCUUGAUCAUUUUACAAUGAGUGAAUUUAAGAUACAUCAUCUCGUCAGUGAGCUGAUGAAACACUUGGGGACUCAAGGUCAAGAAGGUCCAGAAGUGUACACAGAUCUCCUGUUGAAGAAUGUCACUCCCUACAUAACCACCCAGGUAUCCUCUCAUGCUGCCAAGAGGAAGAUAGCAGAGUUUUCAAGGUCACCUGCAGAAUUCCUCAACAAAUAUGAUGAACUCAAAUCAAAGAACGUACGAGAUUUAGAUGCUCUGGUCUAUCUGCUUUCCAAGCUGUCAGAAAAUAAAGAUGUGGUAUCAACGCUCAAGGACAAUUCUGAGAAACUUCUCAUGCCAAUGGAUAAGAUCAGUCUUCCGGCCCCUGGUACCAAGAUGUCAGAGGAAGAAGUUUCAGAGCUGCGUAACCAGCUACUUGCGGUAUCCUCCGCUGCAUCAAGCCAAGCUUCAGAGGUGUUCAGGAAGAUGAUGAGAGAGAAACAAGCCAAGAAAAACACAUCUCUGAACCUCCCCGUCCUGUCCCCUUGGGUUUACGAGCGACCGUUCCUCACGGGGGAUUUCAUCAAGGUCUCUAGGACUACCAUAGAACCAGGUGUGCCUCUGGGUACCCUCCCUCUGGGCAUGCAGGAGACAACGAUAGUCCAUGAUCUGCUCACUGUCUUAUUGGGCACAGAAGGGAAAUACAUCCUUGUGAGGCCAUCUCAAGACAGAUCCACCACACCUCACACAUUCCAAGUUGACCGUUCCCUGGACACAUCCCUUCAAGAGCUGGUCAAUCGAAUCCUUCCCAUAUGUAACAACUACUCCACCGUUAUGCACUUCAUUGAGGACAAGUCAUCCUUUGAGUUUGGUGUCGUCAACCAUGCGCUCUGUGGGGCUAUGAGGACAUUAGUCAAGGAAUACAACAUCUUAGUUGCCCAGCUGGAGCAUCAGUUCAAACAAGGCCAGCUUCCCCUGCAGAGGUUUUGGUUCUACAUGCAACCAUGCAUGCAGACCAUGGAGAUACUAGCAUCCAUAUCAUCAUCGGUAGAUAGGGGAGCGUGUGCUGGAGGGUCGGUGCUUAGCCUGCUGCAUGAGAAGACUGUUACCAUGAUAGGAGACAUGCGAGCUCAAGAGCUUUGCCUGUUCCUGACCCAGUCAGCCUGCGCGCCAUACUUUGAGAUCCUAGAGAAGUGGAUUUACAAGGGAAUCAUCAAGGAUCCAUACUGUGAGUUCAUGAUUGAAGAGAAUGAAGCCCUGCAGAAGGAGAAACUCCAGCAGGAAUACAAUGAUGCCUACUGGGAACAGCGCUAUACCAUCUGCAGAGAAAGGAGUCCAAUCUUCUUGGAGACGAUUGCUGAUAAGAUCCUCAGGACUGGCAAAUACCUCAAUGUUGUCAGACAGUGUGGCCAUGAUCCAAGAUGUCCAAAUGCUGAAGAGAUCCUGUAUACACUGAAAGAGAGACAAUACGUGGAUCAGAUAGACAAGGCAUACCAGUAUGCUAGCAAGCUCCUUCUUCAGCUACUCAUGGAAGAGAGAGAAUUAGUCCAGAGACUUGGUUCGAUCAAGCGGUACUUCCUCCUGGAGCAAGGAGACUUCUUUGUUCAUCUGAUGGACAUUACAGAGGAGGAGAUGAAGAAGAGAGUUGAUGAUAUCAUACCGAGCAGACUAGAAUCUCUUCUAGAGCUGGCUGUCAGGACCAGUCAGGCUAACUCAGACCCUUUCAAAGAUGAUCUCAGAGUUGAUCUCCUACCUUAUGACCUCAACACACAGCUGCUUAGAAUCUUGUCCAUUGAAUCCAGACAAGAAAAGGCCAUGCUUCAUGAAAUGGACCCAACAGAGCUGAACAUCUCUGGUUUAGAAGCCUUCUCGUUUGACUAUGUUGUGAGGUGGCCAGAAUCACUCAUUCUUAGCAGAAAGGCUUUAACCAAGUAUCAGAUGCUCUUUCGACAUCUUUUCUACUGUAAGCAUGUUGAAAGAACACUGUGCAAUAUCUGGCUGUUGAACAAGGAAGCGAAGCGGUUCACUCUCUAUUCGUCUCGAUGGUACGCAGUGGCCUUUGCCCUCCGUCAGCGCAUGCUGCACUUAGUCCAGAACCUUCAGUACUACAUGAUGUUUGAAGUGGUUGAGCCCCACUGGCAUAUAUUGCAAGACAACCUGAGGAAGGUGUCCAACAUAGAUGACGUCUUGUCACACCACACCGACUUCCUGGAUAAGUGCCUCAAGGAUUGUAUGCUAACCAAUCCAGACAUCAUUAAGAAUGUCAGCAAGCUCAUGCUUGUAUGUGUCACCUUUGCCAACUGCAUACAGAGAGUUACACAAACGAUGAAUGUUGAUGCAGAGGUUAGCUUGCUUGUCGAUGCUGGUACCCCACCAAAGAGUGAUAAGGACAGGGAUAAGCAGGACUCUGAGAGAAGAAGGACAGUCUCAAAGGUGGUGAGUGAGCACAUUGAACAGAUCAACGCCAGCGACGACUUCGCCAACACCGUCCACAACUUUGAUUCCAACUUCUCGUCGCUUCUCAUUUCACUCCUCGACAAGUUGAGCCUGUUCAGCACGGCCAACUGCGAGCACAACAUGAUGAAUAUCAUCCAUAGGUUAGACUUUAACGGUUUCUAUACGGUCAGGCUGGAGAAGCUUGCUGCAGAGAGGAGCAUGGCCGCCCAUGGAGACGAGGACUUGAUGGAUGUAGGUGGGGCAGAAGCAAGAUAGACGGGCCAUUUCUUGAACUGGGGCCUAUUUCAUAAAACCUGUUACAACAGUUAAAAGCUACUGAAAUCCUUCAAUCUGAUUGGCUGAUAGUACAUUUGUUUAAAUUGUGUGCAUUUGUUAUUAUAACAAGUCUUUAUGAAAUGGGACUUAGAAAACUGGUUGUAGCUUAUUUAUAACUUGAAUUUUCGCAUUCCUGUGGUAUCUAUACUUCGGUAUCUGAAAUAGAGCAUGGGCCCGUUUCAGAACACAAAAGCUAGCAUCACCAAACUUUAUGUUCCAAUCAAAUGGCUUUAUUUCAGUAUAACAAAUGCUUGUACAACUAUCUUGUGUAACAGCAAACAUUUUUUAAAGGAUUCUUGUCAGGAUAAAUUGUUUAGAUGAUGUUGCUCAUAGCAGUGACAAUAGUCCAGGGCUCCGUAACACAAAGGUUUGCGAUGAAUUGCAAAUGCGAAAGAACCGCACUGAUUGGUUCCCGGUCAGUA